ACCGCAGACUUAGCCAUCAGCGAAGCCCCCGUGCUUCCCUUGGAAACUGUCCUGUUUAUUUUCUGAUUAUAAGGUCGCCCAUUUCUGAAUUUUCUUUUGCGUUUCUUGUGCGAGGACUAGCGCAAUAAUUGGAAACGGAGAGUGUGCAACACGUUGAAAUUAAAACACAUUGUGGAAUGCACGAAAUGAAUUAAAAUAAAAGUGAGAGCGUAUCCACGUCACAGCGCUUGGGGAGGGCAGUGAGACUUAAAAUGCUGUGAAUGUGACAGUCGCGAGUCCAGUCUACCAAAGUGAGGAAGGUGAUGUGAUGAACCGGGUUUAACCGUUCAAAGAAAUGUGAAAAAAAAAUAAAAAAUAAAAAAAAAAAACGUAAAAAAUAAGAUAACAAAAACAUCUGCCAACAGGCUGGUGGAAGACAGGAAAGACAUGGCUUUUUAUUCUACAAGUGACUGAAUACAUCUGUACCAAGCAUCUGGGUUAACGGAUACCGUCUGAAAGAGGGAGUGCGAGAUAAAGGAGGAAUAAUAAUUAUUAAGAGAAACUUUACCCGUGGGGGGAAUAAAAGGAUGACAGUGGUGCCUGGUGAGAAAGUGGACGAGACGGUGUCACUGACAGCCCACGAUGCCUAUGAUUUGGAGCAAGUGGAUCAGGAUUGCUGCGAGAGGGUGGUCAUCAACGUCUCCGGCUUACGCUUUGAGACCCAGCUCAAGACCCUUGCGCAGUUCCCCAAAACCUUGCUGGGGGAUCCUAGGAAAAGAAUGCGCUUCUUCGAUCCCUUGCGGAACGAAUACUUCUUCGACAGGAAUCGUCCCUGCUUCGAUGCAAUCCUUUAUUAUUACCAGUCUGGCGGGAGACUGAAGCGACCGGUCAAUGUACCUGUCGACAUUUUUAUGGAGGAAAUCAAAUUUUACGAGUUAGGGGACGAGGUGAUUAAGAAUUUCAAGGAGGAUGAAGGUUUUAUAAAAGAAGAAGAGCGCCCAUUACCCGACAACGAAUACCAACGCCAGAUCUGGCUGCUCUUUGAGUAUCCAGAUAGCUCGGGACCUGCUCGGGGCAUUGCCAUCGUAUCUGUGCUGGUUAUUUUGAUAUCUAUUGUCAUAUUCUGUUUGGAGACACUGCCAGAGUUCAGAGAAGAAAACAGACACACUGAAAGCCACUUUGCCACCAACGGGACCCACCAUAUUAAGCCCAAUCCGUUCACUGACCCGUUCUUCAUCGUGGAGACACUUUGCAUUAUCUGGUUUUCCUUUGAGCUCAUGGUGAGGUUCUGUGCCUCCCCGAGCAAGCCGGCUUUCUUUAAAAACAUCAUGAACAUGAUCGACCUAGUUGCCAUCAUUCCUUAUUUCAUCACCCUGGGCACCGAGCUGGCUGAGCACCAGGGAAACGGACAACAAGCCAUGUCCUUGGCGAUCUUAAGAGUCAUUCGUCUGGUCAGAGUCUUUAGGAUUUUCAAGCUCUCCAGACACUCUAAGGGGCUCCAGAUCCUAGGAAAGACGCUCCAGGCGAGCAUGAGAGAGCUGGGGCUGCUGAUAUUCUUUCUGUUCAUUGGUGUUAUUCUGUUUUCCAGCGCUGUCUAUUUCGCAGAAACAGACGACCCAUCCUCAGUGUUUACCAGCAUCCCAGAGGCGUUCUGGUGGGCGGUGGUAUCCAUGACCACUGUGGGUUAUGGUGACAUGUAUCCUGUUACAAUUGGUGGCAAAAUUGUAGGUUCCUUGUGUGCCAUUGCAGGUGUGCUGACAAUUGCGCUGCCGGUGCCAGUGAUCGUCUCAAAUUUUAACUACUUCUAUCACAGGGAGACCGAGCAUGAGGAUCAAUUCCAGUACACACAUGUAACGUGCGGGCAGCAGCAGCCCUCUGAACUCAAAAACAGUAACAGCCAACCUUCUAUUAGCAAAUCAGAUUACAUGGAAGAAACCGAUUUAGAUGCAUUCAAAUAUACCAACUGUACCCCCCAAAAGCGAUACACAGGGAAGCUAACUGAUGUAUGAACCGAAACGAAAAUGGACAACGUGAAAAACAACGUACAUUUUUCAUUCAGCACUUUUGCUUAAAUAAUAAACAAACUAUUAUGUAGAGUAUUCCUAAUGCGCAGAAGCGAGGAAUACUCUGACAUUUGGAAGCCUAUGCAUGGUUUGUGAACCGUAUUGUUAUUUUAUUAUUAUUAUUUUUAAAUAUAAUUAUUAUUGCUUUCCACAAGCUGUCUUCCACUUUUAUACAUCCGUCGUCAACAACUUGCUUUUAAAACAUUAAAAAUAAAUAACAUGCAAACUGGGAUUUCAUGCAUAUGCCCUUUAUCCCCGUCUUUAUCGCACUUUAUUACAAAAAAAAAAUGUGAUCAAAGCGCUCAUGCCAAAUGAAUUCAUAAAGAUAAGGAAACCAUUUCAUUUGCACAACGCCAGAAGCGUUGUCUGGGAUGGAACACUGAGAGACACCGACGCUUUAGGUUAUGUGUGAGAAUGAAGGCUGAGGAUGGAGCUCAAAUCCUAACAUAAAUUGUUAAUAAAUUGAACAGGCGGAAUAUUUGACAAUGGACAGCACAAUCUAAGUUAAACGGCAGCAAGGUCAUUCUAUGUGGCGGAGACGACCUGCCUUGUGUUUUCUCAUGUGGUCACGUAUUUUCCAUGAGAGUCACUCUAAAAGCAUCACUCACACCGUUAAUUACAAGGAAUUAACUGAGUUAGACGGAUUCUUGCCACGAUGCUAUGGCUUUUUCUAGUUGAAACACACCAUUGCUUUUGUGCGAGUGUAUUUGAAAAGGCAACUGGCAUACGGGACGUGACUACUAGACAGAAAGCCAACAAGCCACUCAUCGCAUCUCUGUUAAAAAACUGUCCACCACAAUCCUUAUGUACGUAUAUUUUGCUGCCAGCAUUGAUCAACAGCCCUUUUAAUCCUGACUGUCCCUUCUUUUCUUCCAGUCAACCGAGCGUUUUUGUACUGCAGCGAUAAUUCAGCUUUUUAAAACGUUGUUUAAAAUAAUGAAAAGUAUAUUUGAUUUGCACAUAAUAUACAAUUAUGUUUAGAUCAGAAGACAUGGAUUUAAUUUUUGCGCUCGCCCUCUCCGCACCAACAUGCUCAUUAUCUGAAAGUGCCUGUUAAGAUAAGAACGUCGGGGAGUACGUAAAAUAUAUUUUCGUUAUUUUUUUUUAAUUAUAAUUAUUAUUAAUGACAAAUUAUUUUAUCAUGUAAGUAGCCAGUGUUUACCAUGUUGGAAAUGAAAAAGACUACUCUAAAACAGUAUCUUAGUGCGCCACUGUGUGGUAGAAUGAGAAUCAAACAAGCGUCUUUCGAGAUCCGGGUUUCUAUAGCAACCUUCCAGCCGGUUCUUCAUACAGAACAAUACCUCUUGACAUUGGUAACAGACAAAACCAGAUAUUCAUUAUGGUGUUCACUUUAACGAGAAAGAACUAAAUAAAUACAAAUCAAUAAAGACCGAUGUUAUCUUCCCAGUUACUGUAAUUAAAUGCAUCUUUACGGCCUGUGCAAAUGUACAAGGGCAUUUAGCAGUCAACCCUUAAAAUGUUGUCAUCUUAAACCAACUAUAUGACGUUCUGUGUGCUACCAAAUGCCAUACGGCACUGACUGCCAUGACUUUGGGAAUCAAUUGCAAACAUUUUCUCAUGUUUCGCAAAAACGUAAUACCAAUGGCUCUUGUACGGGAAUAACGAUUUUAUACAGGAGCUGUUAUUUUAAAAAUCCAUUAAGUUCUUCAUGGCUAAAAUAGUUUAAGCAAAGACAACAUAGUAGUCUGUUGGUAUUGGUUGCAGCAGAUACAGUAGCUAUCAAGUGGAUUGCAAGCAAAUUACCAUCUUUCUUUUCUAAAAUCAAAACGUGAUACUUUUAUGUGAACCUUGAUGCAAUAAUGAGGAUGCUGGAGGGGAUAUCGAUCUUGACCUUCGUAAAAAAAACAACAAAAUAAAAAACACUACACGUUCAACAAGGAAAUAUAUCAAUACCCAAAAGGCCAAAGCAAAAUAUACAGCAACAUUCACAUGCCUCUCUGUAAUUAGCUACUGAAACGAAAUCCUUUAAUUCUAGAAAGGCAGAAAAAUCACAUGUGGUUGUUAAAAGUGAAAGGUGGUGAUUCUUUAAUAUGAGGGAAAGAGUCAUUGGAAACAAUGACGUGAUUCUGAUGCUGUGCAGCUCUAAAUACGAUCGCGCGCUGGCAGGAGGAAGUAAAGAAACAAGCGUUCCGCAUUUGCUAUGAAUAAAAGCUGCGCUCGUGCUAGUCAAGAUCUGGUCCUGCAAGUUACAGCAAGACGUGGAAUCGCACCAGCUGAAAGGGACUUUGCAACGACGUGUCUUCCUGUGAAAUGGAAUAGAAACGACGGUGCAUUGGCAAACGAGGACGUUUGGUUGACGAUAAAAGGAGAAAUGCCUUUUAGUCCACAACUUUAAACACCAGCUGCUGAUUUCACCACAUGCACCCUAUAGUAAGGCAAAGCAAGGUAAAGCGAGAGGAUACAGAAGCACAGAGAUGGCCUCCCACGCCCCUACCCCCACUCUCCCUAAAAAAAAGGGAAAAAAGAAAAAAACCCACAAAAAACAGACUAUUUUCACCAGCAAGACAAUAGACAACAGACUUAGAUAGUUCUUCAGACAUCUUUAUUUGUUACAUGAACCAGUUUGAAAACGCAUCAAGCAAUGACCCCCCUCCUUCUGUGAGGUUCAAAAGCACAAAGCAAAGAUUCUGUACAAGGGGGAAAUGAAGACCAGACAGCUCUGUAACUUGGUACUCCAGCUUAUUGUGUGAAUAACUUACAUUCUGAAUUACUGUAUGGACAAAGAGCACUAAUGAUCCCAAGAAAGCUGCAUUUCAUGAAAACUGGUGUAUGGUUAAGUAAUUCUAAUGAUUAUGUAAAAUUCAAAACUAUAUUGUAAAAUGCGAUAUGUGAAAUGCAUAAAGUAUUAUUAUUAUUAUUAUUAUUAUUAUUAUUAUUAUUAUUAUUAUUAUUAUUAUUAUUAUUCUUUUAAAAGUUAACUGCCAACACCAUCCAUCUACUUUGCCAUCUUCAGUAUAUACUGUACCGGUCAUAAACAGUCCAACAGGAAAAAAAAAGAACAUUUUUUGCAAAACACUUUCUUAUUUUUCUCAAUGUCAGCAUAUUGAAGAUGGCAAAGUGAUGGAUGGUGUUGGCACUGGUCAUUCACUGCAGUUUAACUUCGAAACAAAAGAUUGUUGAUGAUUAGACGUGACAAAUAACUGCACCAUACUGAAAGUGUGCAUCAAUGGAUCAAGCCAACUUGAACCACAUAUGUUUUGGUAAAAGUAGUUCCCAUUCUUCCAAAUUUUCAUAGCAUUUUUUAUUUUUUUAUUUUUUUACUUUUGGAUUGU
This is a messenger RNA of Acipenser ruthenus (sterlet), 5335 nucleotides long. RefSeq names its product shaker-related potassium channel tsha2-like. Bases 567 to 1988 code for a protein of 473 amino acids. Gene Ontology annotation, biological process: protein homooligomerization; potassium ion transmembrane transport. Lineage: Eukaryota; Metazoa; Chordata; Actinopteri; Acipenseriformes; Acipenseridae. Gene Ontology annotation, cellular component: voltage-gated potassium channel complex; membrane. The record is from RefSeq and is a predicted model, not a curated record. Gene Ontology annotation, molecular function: protein binding; delayed rectifier potassium channel activity. The transcript has 4 exons.